Messenger RNA from Papilio polytes (common Mormon), 947 nucleotides. Its product is annotated as superoxide dismutase [Cu-Zn]-like. The transcript is spliced from 3 exons. The record is from RefSeq and is a predicted model, not a curated record. Gene Ontology annotation, biological process: removal of superoxide radicals. Lineage: Eukaryota; Metazoa; Arthropoda; Insecta; Lepidoptera; Papilionidae. Bases 139 to 798 code for a protein of 219 amino acids. Gene Ontology annotation, molecular function: copper ion binding.
UAUCAAAAUCAUUGACAGCCCGCCAUUUGCGUAGACGACACGCGCUGUCAAAAUUUACUUCUAGUUUUUUUUUAAAUCAAAAGUUGUCCGCAGUUCUGCCUUAUAGAUCCAAUCAAUAAUUGUUUAAGAAAAUUCAACAUGAAUAUUCGUCUUCACGUUUUUCUUAUCCAAAUAUGGGUAAUAGCAGUUAUUAAUGGAAAAACCAUCCAUGGAAUCCCCGGCUAUGGUAGAAAUCUUGUAAUAAAAUCGUUGCCAGCCAUUGAAGACUUGCAAAGCAAUGUUUAUGAAGUUUUCAUGGAACCAUUUUUAUAUGGACCUAGAUCAGCUCCUGGCUUACAAGCGGUAGUUUUUCUGCAAGAUGACGUGGAAUCCGGCGUUAGCGGUGAACUUAUCUUCACACAGGUGGCGCCCAACGGCCCCGUGUCCAUACAGGGUAACAUCACCGGUCUCUCUGCUGGCCUACAUGGCCUACAUGUGCACCAGAGUGGGAACAUUGAUACAGAUUGCAAAAAAAUCGGACCGCACUACAUCGCUUAUUAUGGUCGUCACGGUGGUCCUCGGGACCCAGUCCGUCACGUAGGCGACCUGGGCAACAUUAAGGCGGAAGAGGGAGCGACUUUAAAUGUCAAGAUCAUCGAUGAAUUGAUUUCUCUAGCCGGUCCUAGGUCCAUUGUCGGCAGGUCGUUAGCUAUAACCAAGGGAGAGGAUGACUACGGCAGGGCGGGGACUGAAGAGAGCGCUCUAACUGGUAGUUCAGGGCCAGUCAUCGCUUGCGGUGUUAUUGGUUACUUACAUUAGAUAUACGAUAACGUAAUUUAAGUCUUAUUGCAAUAACUUUUAGAGGUUAAAGAAGUAAACUAGUAGAACAGAUUUUUCCACGUGUUUUUUUGUGAUAUUUGUACAUUAUUAUUAAUAUUUUCUUUAUAUACAGCACAUAAAUAUCAGUA